AUGGUUAAAUAUUUUUUAUCAAAGAAAUUAGCUAAUGUUUCAAAUAGAUUUAAGAUAUAUGAUGAAAACGAUCAAGUGGUGUAUUACACAAAAACAGAUCUAGCAUCACUCGGGCUCAAAUUGAGUGUGUUUGAAAUGAUAGCUACACCGCCGCAACAACUACAACAACAACAAGAAAAAGAACAACAUGAAAUAUACUACAUGAAAGAGAAAGUCAAACUAUCAAUGCAUAGAAAGUUCGAAAUCUAUAAGGGUGGUGAUCACCUACAUGUGAUAGCUGUAAUCCGGCAAGAUAAACUAUGGAAUCCGACAUUCUCUGUGAAAGGCGAUAGCUUCACACUAACUCUAAAAGGUAACAAAAUGGCUAGUCACUUUCAAGUAUUAAACGAUGAUGGUAUAGAAUGUGGCAGGAUCGAAAAGACUUGGAGAAAGACAAAACCUACCUAUGAACUAGACAUACUUGAUAGUUUUGAAUUUGAAAUACCAUUCUUUUUUUGUUUCGCACUGGCAAUUGAUCGUACUUUCUUUAAUAAUACAACAAAUGGUUAA
Messenger RNA from Heterostelium album PN500, 549 nucleotides. RefSeq lists its product as uncharacterized. The record is from RefSeq and is a predicted model, not a curated record. NCBI's taxonomy places the organism in Eukaryota, Evosea, Eumycetozoa, Acytosteliales, Acytosteliaceae. The transcript has a single exon. The coding region runs from base 1 to 549 and encodes 182 amino acids.